Molecule: messenger RNA, 15774 nt
Organism: Pelobates cultripes (western spadefoot toad)
Lineage: Eukaryota; Metazoa; Chordata; Amphibia; Anura; Pelobatidae
Source: the annotation of a GenBank genome assembly
AUGACCUCCCGGGGCACCGCCAACCGCUUCCUGCAGAGCGUCCUCCGCAACGGGCUGGGCCGCUAUGUGGGGCAACUGAAACGGCUCUCAAUCACCUUCAGCAAGGACGCCCAGACCGCCAGGGGGGCCAGGUAACACCACGGGGGGAAUGGGGAAUGGGGGAGGUAUGGGGCAGGUAGGUAACAACCUAACAAACGGGGGGGUAACUAUGGGGGGCCAGGUAACAACCCGGGGGCCAGGUAACAACGGGGGGAGCAGGUAACCCGGGGGGAGCUGGCACCGCCAGGGGCCAGGUAACGACCUGGGGAGCAGGUAAUAUGGGGGGCCAGGUAACAAACCCCGGGAGCAGGUAAUAUGGGGCAGGUAACAGCACGGGGGAACAACCCGGGGAGCCUGGCACAUGGGGGGGUGUCAGCACGGGGAGGGGGGGCAACAACCCGGGGAGCCAGGUAAUAUGGGGGGCCAGGCAACAGCACGGGGAGGGGGGGUAACACCGCCAGGGGGGCAGGGUAACACCACGGGGAAAAGCAGGUGCCAUGGGGGGGGUAACACCACGGGGGGGAACUGGGGAGUAAAACCUGGGGAGGGGUAACAAACACCGGGAGGGGGGGGCAGGUAACACAGCCAGGGGCAGGCACCAGGGGGAGCCAGGUAACAACCUGGGGAUGGGGGCAACUCAACAGGUAACCCAGGGGGGGGGGGUAACACCACGGGGGGUAACAACCCGGGGGAGGGCAGGUAACAACCAGGGGGGCUGGGGGAAUGGGGGGCAGGUACACCACGGGGGGCCAGGUAACAACCUGGGGAGGGGGAACAACCGGGGAGGGGGGCAGGUAACACCACCAGGUAACACCACGGGGAAUGGGGGGGCAGGUAACACCGGGGAGGUAUGGGGAGCCAGGUAACACCACGGGGGUAACACCACGGCCAGGUAACACCACGGGAGCAGCACGGGGGAGCCAGGUAACACCACGGGGGAGCAGCCAGGUAACACCACGGGGAGCCAGCAAAGCCAGGUAACACGGGGAGCAGCCAGGUAACACCGGGGAGCAGCCAGGUAACACCACGGGGAGCAGCCAGGGUAACACCACGGGGGUGGGGGGAGAGCCAGGUAAUAUUCUUAGAUUUUCUUUUUUUUUUUUUUUACAUCAUAUGUGAGCCUGCUUAUCUGUGUAUCAAUUGUGGAAGUGUUGGGCUGAAAUGUUUUUUACAUCAUGUUGUUGUUCUGUUUCGUUUGCAUUCUCUUUUAGAGAGUUUAUUGAAGAAAAAGCGGUAGAUUUUGCCAAACAGAACCCUGGGGUGGUGCUCUAUGUCAGUCCAAAGCAAUGCAGAGUUCCUAAACUGGUGGCCGAAUAUUGUGAGUAGCAGAAUUCAAAUCUGAAAGCGUUAUUUAUUUUUUUGCACAUCAUAUGGCACCUUACUUGCAAAUUAUAAUACUAAAAUUGUUUAAUGUUCACACAUUAUGCAAUCAGCGUAGUUGUACCAACCACAACUAUGCCACUCACUGUGCCUAGAAACAUUCAGGCUAAAAUUGCCAGACUAGCUAAAUUUCCCAUUUACUGUUUAUUGAAAAACCCUAUUAUGUGAAAUGUGUGCAUCUUACCUAUAUGUAUUGUUUAAUUCGUACACAUGCUUGUGAUUUAUCCAGCAACAUAUAAAAAUAAGUGAAGCUGCUCUUGUCACCACAUUAUGUCAUGAAUUACUAAUUAGUUUUUGACUGUUUUCUUUUCUUUUUUUAUGUACAGAUCCAGUUACAUACUGCAUUUAUUUUUUACUUUAUAUUUUUCUUGACAGUUGUUAAAAUAUGAUGUAUUUAUAGCAAUCAUACCAUUUGCCAUUAAAUAGCAGCCACAGUACAAAAUGUCUGUGGCACACAAGGUAUUUUAUUUAACAGGCUUUUUGUGCUUUGGAGCACUGAGUUGAGGGUGGGCUUAGCUUUAGCUAUUUAAAGUACUCACCUUUAGCUCAUAACCUUAUCGGGAUCAGCUCAGCACAUCACUUCCAGUUCCAGUAUUCAGUCAUUUCAAAUACUGAGUUUCCUGCGGUUUGCUGUCACUGAAAAAGCCAUUCUUUGGCGUUGGGCCUUCUCGGCAUUUGCAAAACCGAAGGCUUAUCUGGUUGAUGGAAUUGCCCUCUUACCUCAGGGGAGUUUCAACUUAGUUUGAAAUUCAACGGCGUUCGUGUAAGAUUCAGUGUGGUUGUAUUUCAAACAAAUUUAGUCUCCUAUUCAACUUCGUUAGGUUUAAAUUCAGCUGGAAUUCGGCACCUUUUGGCAUUACUACUAAAGACACAGUUCGAAUUUUCUCAGUCCAAUUUGGUUCAAACCUAAAGCCUUAUCGUAAGUAAGUUGGAUGGAUAUAUACAUUUUAUUUUUUUUUAUUUAUUUUUUUUUUAUUCUAUUUUUGAUGCAGAUGUAAAACUGUACAAAAUUGCUCACAGUGCCCCAACAGCAGCUGUUAGCGUUCCAGGUAACAUGUUAAAACAGUGUUAAGGCGUGAUAAACAAUGCACAUUUUUAUGUUUUUAAGAAAAAACGAUUAACAAUAGUGUGUUGGUAGUCAGUGUGUGGGCUGAUGCGGUUGUUAGGUUUGUCAUCUGACUGUGCUAUUGUGGGGGCAUAUGUCGCUUAGUUGCCGCUUCUGGGUUUGAGCAGUGUGUGCGGCUGGGAGGGGCGCACAGUGUCGCUAUGUGAUGAUUGGGGUGUCAAUGUCACUGUGUCGUUGUGAUAAGUUGGUAGCAGUACUAAUGCAUGGCUGGUGCGGUGUGUGUGUGUGUGGUUUCUAAACUGUAGUCAGGUAUGUUGUGCUGUGUUAUGUGCCUGGGAGCGGUCCUAUGUCGACCUAUCUGGUCAUUAGUCGAGUUGUGUAUAAAACAUAUGAGAAAGCAAAUCAAAAAGACCAUAUAAAUCGGGCAGUUCAAAGAAUUGGGUAUGGCUGGGGGAAGUCUCCUGUAGUGCCGUCGGCUCCUUCAGCCAAUGCCCCUUACCGGGAGGUCAGCGACCUGAUGCUGUAUGAGUUCUCCGUGCCCUGUGUAUGGCUUGAGCAGUAUAUGGGCAGAUAUGUUCAGAUGCGUGACUAUGGUGUCUCGCCAGUUCCGUGCCCCAUACCGUUUCCUGGAUUCCGCCUGGGUGUGCGUCACCAUUCUGUGGGUUACAGGUUGGUUGAUGGUCAGGUCCUCUGUCUCUCCGGGUCUGGCUCUAAGGUAUAUUUCCCUGUGCCGUGUUGGUUUUCGGCUCUCUUGUAGAGGCGGCGUUGAUUUAGCUUUUUUUUUUUUUUCAUUUUUGCGCCAUUCCGGCACUAUGUAGCUCUUCCUACUCAUCGAUCUUUCGUGUGUCGACGUCAAGGUGGUGUUAGAGACCUAAUGUCGUCAUGUGAUCAUGUAAUUCACUUCCGUAAGGUUGCGGCUGUCAUUUUUCAAUUGGGAGGAAGUCCAUUUAAUGGUGAUCAUGAAAGGCUAAAGUUGUUUUAUCUGCAUUAGGAGUCUGUUGUGCAACUGUACAUUUAUGCACAUCAAACAAAAGAACAAUUAUUAAACCAUCUUUAUUACAUAUAUCACACCUACAUAGUAUAUAAAAUAUAAAUACCUAAAAUUCAAAAAAGAUGGGAGAAAAUGAUCUAAUUUACAAAUAUGGGGGCUAACCGCAGAGCAAGAUGGAUGUCUGAAUCCUAGCUCUGGCACAUGGGGUCGCAAUCCACUCUAAUCUGAGCAUUUAGGACGCCAUCUGAAGCAAAUACCUUGCUAUGGCACUGAGUGUUGGUUCUCAGCAAGUAUUUUGCCCAUGGGACACUUUACAAACACCUAAACAUACUGAAAUACAAUUCCUCGCACAUGUCAAGCUGCCCACCCUGACAUCAUCGCAACGGACAUCUUACUUACACCAGUUACCCUACAAGAGCUGACACAAACCAUACAUGCUCUACUUUUUGGGUAAAUCACCUGGUCCAAAUGGCUUCACGAAUGAUUAUAAAAUUUUCCUUCCAGUUUUAGGUCCACAACUAGUGACAACCUUUAACCACAUAAUAGAAUCUGGAGACAUGCCAACAGACAUGAUACUCUCACACAUUGCCACACUUCCCAAACCAGGAAAACCACAAAACUUACGCCCAAUAUCACUUUUAAAUACAGACACAAAAAUUUGCGAAAAUAUAUGCCAACAGAGUAUCUGAUCUAAUCCCAUCUAUAAUCAAUUCCGAUCAAGUCGGUUUUGUGGCAGGUAGACGGAGCGGAUGGGAUUAGAAAACUGUUAAGCCUGCUCUACCGACAGCGGGCCUCGGGGAGCCCAGGGUCUUUCUCUCAUUAGAUGCAGAGAAAGCAUUCGAUAGACUGCAUUGGUGCUUCCUCAAGGCUGUGCUGCCAAAAUUCAACUUCCCCCACAAUUUUUGUCACUAAUCUCCGCACUCUACUCAAAGCCUGUGGCAAAAGUUGUGAAUAGUGGAUUUGUUUCCUCUACAUUCCAAAUAUCGAACAGCACACGCCGGUGGUGUUCAUUAUCUGCCAUGCUUUAUAUUCUAGCACUGGUACCCCUGGCACAAGCGAUACGGGACAGCACUUCAAUACAUGGGAUCCAGAUGGGAGGGACAGAAUAUAAAAUUAUUAUGCUUGUGGAUGACGUAAUGUUCUCCUUUAUUAAGCCGGAAACUUCUAUUCCAGCCAGAAAAAUUCCUACAGUGAUACAGUGCCUGCUCCUAUUAUAAACUCAACACAGCUAAAACACAAGUGCUUUGUAUUAAUACGUCCAAGUCUCUUUCACAUAAAUUACAGCAGACAUACACAUGAAUGGAGACAGGACUAUCUUACGUUUCUAGGAGUAGCGUUUACGACAAGCGCAAAAACUAUACCAGUCGAACUAUGUCAAGGUGUUCAACAAUAUAACGAACCAACUAAUGGGAUGGAAAGGUAAAUUCUUAUCGUUGGUGGGCAGAAUAGCCGCAAUCAAAAUGCUGAUUCUCCCCAAAUUCCAAUACCUCUUCCGCACCUUACCUAUAAAACUCACAAAGCAGUACUUUAAGGAGGCACAAACAACAUUGUACAAAUUUGUAUGGGAUAAUAAAAAACAAACAAAAACAAAGACAGGGGCCAACCUCAUGUACCAACCAUUUAAGCAAGGUGGCGUGGGACUCCCAAAUUUAACCACAUAUUACAGAGCAUCACUUAUUAGCCCACUAAUAAUGGCCUUCCACCAACACGAUAUGCCACCUUCUUGGCUACAAAUAGAAGCGGCAGACACAGAGGGGCAUGAUAAUCACAUCCUUGGCCUGGGUCCUAACCAAUCAUAGGAAAAAAUACCACAAUAUCCCUUUCAUAGAACAUGUGGGACAAAUAUAGACUAGCACACUGCAUACAUGCUACUCUCUUGCUGACAAUGUUGAUACACUGCUUUUCCACACUAAUACCACACCUGAAUGUGGGAGCUCUCAUGAGGCACGGUCUAACACAUCUACACCAAAUCAUAGAAGAUCACAACCGCAUCCCCUUUGAGUCCCUGCAGACCUCUUAUAAUCUCCCCCACACAGCCAGGUUCACAUGUAUGCAAAUCAGAUCAUGGAUGGGAAGAACAAGGAUGUGGGCCCCACGGCUUGUAAAUGGGCAGUGGAUGUCAGGGCUGUAGAGCUUCUGCACACAAUAUCCAAGACCACAAAAAUUAAUAUCACAGAUAUACCUUAACGAAUACCCUCAAAAUGAUAUUCGCCAAAUGCCCUUUGUGCUAGAGAGGGAAAAAGAUAUCCAAAAGCAAUUGACAGACGAACAGUGGUCAUGUAUUUUUAAAGCGCACAAACAAAACUCACUCUAUGUUCGUCACACACUGACUUGUUGAGAAAAAUCCUUUAUCGCUGGUACCUCGUGCCUACUGGACUCAAACCAAUAGAUCCCCAAAAAUCAACCAAUUGCACCAUACUUGGAAACCUGUAUUCAAUUAAUAAACACCACAAAAAGCUAUGAAACAAUGGCCAGUUCCAUAAUUCUAAACAGGGUUCUGGAGAGAAGCCUGAAAAGAGUGGGAUGAGAAUUAUAAAACUAUCUCAACGAAAACUCCAGCACAGACAACCGUGCGCAUGGGAAAGAGGCCCACAGCCUAGACUGGAUCAGGCUACUUCUGGGACAGUGGUCAAGGUAUAAUUUAAAGCUGUACUACAUACUACCUACUGUAUAGUCUCGUUUAUACUCCAUAACACACCGUGCAAGGCAGGCAUCCCUGCAGCAAAUUAAGAGUAACCUGCCUAGAGACUUCGCCACCUCUUCCACCACCAAUCCUCAACUCUGGGACCCCCUGAAAUAUGCAUUAAAUAAGAAGCUGGGGAUAACCUGAUAUGGCCAACAUUGGACGCUUCCGUAUAUCCAACAGACUGUUCCCUCCCCCCAGAUCUUCAGAACUUGGUGAGCUCUCCUUGACCUCUGUCAGAGACUACUGCUAUUACCACUAAAAUCACAUCCAUAAGCACCCGACAGCAACUCAACAGAGACUACCAGACUCUUCUAAACCCCCCUCACCACCCUUUAUUAAUCUUAAUUGGUAAUUUACUUCUUAAUAACUAUUCACUGUUAAUGUUUCUUUUUCUUAUAGAAUACGAAAUGUAUAAUAUUGUUUCCUUAUCGACGUGGAAGAGCUGUACAUUGAUACAAUUUUUUUUUUGUUUUGAUUGCCUUGUGUACAAUGUGUAACUUGUAAAAUUGCAUUUUUUUUUUUAUUUUUUUUUUAAAAACCUCACAAAUAUAAGAAAUUCAUAUUAAAAAAGAAUUUGAUAAAUUAAACAUCAUAAAAUUUGAGAGCUAAAAACCAUCAUUAUAUCAUUUAAAAAGGAGGAGGCGGAAAGGUCCGUCCGCGAGUUUGGCAAUUUGGAGCGUUGCCAUUGGUUACCACGGCAAUGCUCCCAGGAUCUCGUGGGAGGACUCAACUCUGCCUGUAGUUAGAGGAGCUGCAGGCAAGAUAGUGCUGCUCACCUCCACCGGACCACCAGGGCAAUGUCCCCCCUCCUUGAGGAAAAGGGGGACAUACUGUUUUUUUAUGCUUUUUUAUUUAUUUAUUUUUUUAAAUGGUAAUAAAAAUAUAUUUACAGGGUACCAUGAUCCUAAAAAGUAGGCAAUGAGAAAUUAUCUUGCCUCGGGGGGAUGACGUAGGGCGUGUGCACGCUACGUACGUGGGCGGAGGAGGUGAAGCCUGUCGAGAGUGGAGCGAAUGCCGGAGUUUUAGCACCAAGCAGGAGAACGACAUGCUAGGAAAGCAGAAAUAACGGUGGAAAACGGCGAUAAGAUAGACCCAGUCUGGCUAUAACUCUCUCUUCAAUUGAGCCGCAAACUUGGGAAGGAGUAAAACUAUCAUGCUCUGAAGGAAAAAGGUUGUGUUGGAGAACAGGAAAAAUAAGCGAUGGAGUUAAGGUGGAUAUAAGUGACUCUCUAAAGACACGUGCAUAGCGGGUGGUUGUGAUCUAUGGAAGUUGGGUGAGAAUUCUCUAUAUCUGGUACUAUUCAUACUAAACAAGUGAGCAAAAUAUUUUGAAUUAUCUCCUUACCCUCUCAGGGCCCCCUUGGAUCUGCUAAACGUUAGACAAAUAGCUUUAAAUGAUAUGUACUGUAAAAUGGAUCACAGGUGAUUAAAGAGAGAGUUUUUGAAUUAUACCCUCUGUUCCUACAGAUACAGAAAGAUUAUAUAAUACAUGUGAAGGGGGAUAAGAAACUGAUUCAGAAAAAAUAGAACAGCGAUUGACCCUUUCUGAUGUGUUUACUGCUGCUGUUGGAAAUUUAAAAAGCAAACUGCAAUGCCAGAUAUAUUAUAAAGUGUUUUAAAACCGCAUCUCUGAAUGCAUAGCCCUAUAAAAAGUAUAUUCAUAAACGUACCGCUAUAUAAAGAAGUAAAUCUAAUUAACUAAGGGAGGAACGUGACAUACAAAUUAAAGAUGCAGGAGGAUGGCUUGAUUAAUUGAACAGCCUAGUUAAGGAAAUGAGCUGACAAGUUUUGAAAUUAUUAAAGAAGAUUUAAAAUCCAUCCUGUGUGGUAUUAAUAAAAAUAUGUCAACCAGAAGAAAUCAAGAACAUAAAUCGACUCUCAAUAAAGACAAAGAGCACAAGGAGAGGACUGAAAGAAAAGAUACCAAAACAGAAAAAAAACUCGCUAAAUUUUUUUCAUACCUCAAACGGAUAAAUCCUUGUCAGAAAUGUCUGCAAAGGAAAUUAACCUGACAACAGAUGAGGGGAAAAAAAACAGUUCAAUUAGAAACAUCACAAAUUGAAAACUCACAGGUUUCACCAGUUUCUAAAAAGUUGUUUAGAUCAGCAACUCCUAUCAAUAAAACAAGAAAUUUAUAACAAUAACGCCGACUUAAAAAAAGAUAUUAAAGAGAUUGGCCAGAGGAUUAAUCAAGUUGAAAGAAAACUGGAUCUCACUGACUCUAUAAUUAAAAAUCAACAGCAGCAGCAGCAGCAAGGUAAAUUACAACAGAAGAUUCAAGAGCUAGAAAUAAAGAUAAGUAACUUUGAAGAUAGAUCAAGGCAAAAUAAUCUGAGAUUAAGGAAUAUUCCGGAAAGUAUUACACAAGAAAAAAUUAAGGAUUUUUUGGAAUCUUACUUUUUGGAGCUGGGUAUCCAGAAGGAUGAGAAACAUAAAUUUCCUAGAAAGAUGUCACAGAAUUUCAAAGCCAAAAAACCUCAACGGAAACCCCAAGAGACAUUCUGAUAUGCUGCAAUUCUUACUUAUUCAGAGAACUAAGAAAGGCAUCAAAGCAAGGUAGUAAGAAAGAAAAGCACCUGAAUAUCAAAGUCCUUCCAGACGUAUCCUAUGAAACGAGGAAGAAAAGACGCCUCUUUGCACGAGUAAUGGAGACCUUAAGAAAAAAUGUCCAACAUUUUUGGGCUUUUCCAGCGAAACUCAUAAUAAUUCAUGAAGCAAAAACCCUGGUGUUUGACAAUUUAGAUUCAGCCAGGAUCUGGCUAGAGGCGGUCCAUAUGCAGAAUUGAGUGUUGUGGUUGGGUGGACUAAUAGGCUGAAUAAGUGAGGAUUGACGGCAUCAUUUGACAUAAGAUAUAAAAAUCUUUUUUAGUUUUUUAUUUUAUUUUUUUUAAUUUUUUUUACAUAAAACAAUUCCUAAAAAGAGAAGAGGAAAAAUGCAAAAGGGGAGUUUGCACAGGUUGAGUUAUUUUUUAAUCUUUAUAUAAAUAAUUUAGGUAUCAUGCCACACAUCUAUAUUGGUAAAGAGUUCACAUAGAUAAGAUCACUUAACAUGUUAAUUUUGAGGAAAAUUAAAGUACUUAUUUAAAUAUAAGAAAUUGUUGAUUUUGUUAUCUGUGUUAGAAUCUUCUUUCAUGGACAUAGAGCGAAGACACUUAUCAAAGUGGUGUAAUUUAAAUAGUGGAAUUGGGUAUAAUGUAAAUUGUUUGUAUGUUACCUGGUUUUAAAAUAAAAGGAUUAGGUUAUUCUGUUUUUUUGGUUGUUAUUUUUUUGGCACAGUUUGAUUCUAUUAAUAUAUAAAGAUGUUCUACAAGGAAUUGAAGUAACCACAAUGUAAAAUGUCUAUAUCGUUAUCUAUGUAAAAGGGAAUAGGAUUUUUUUUUUUUUUCACAGACCGACUAAUUUUAUAUAAAGGUGUAAUAUAAGGACUUGAAGUAAUCACAAUGCAAAUUGUUGAUACUGUUAUCUAGGUUAAAGGGGGAUUUUUUUUUUUUUGAUUGAUUAUGGCUUACAGCUCAUGAAAACCCCAAAUCCACAAUAUCAGUAAAUUAGAAUAUUGUGAAAAGGUGCAAUAUUCUAGGCUCAUAGUGUCCCACUCUAAUCAGCUAAGUAAGCCAUAAAACCUGCAACGGGUUUCUGAGCCUAUAAAUGGUCUCUCAGUCUGGUUCAAUAGGAAUCACAAUCAUGGGGAAGACUGCUGACCUGACAGUUGUGCAGAAAACCAUCAUUGACACCCUCCAUAAGGAGGGAAAGCCUCAAAAGGUAAUUGCAAAGAAAGUUGGAUGUUUCCAAAGUGCUGUAUCAAAGCACACUAAUAGAAAGUUAUGUGGAAGGGAAAAGUGUGGAAGAAAAAGGUGCACAAGAAGCAAGGAUGACCGCAGCCUGGAGAGGAUUGUCAGGAAAAGGCCGUUCAAAACUGUUGGGGACUUUCACAAGGAGUGGACUGAGGCUGAAGUCAGUGCAUCAAGAGCCACCAUACAGUCAGAUCCUGGACAUGGGCUUCAGAUGUCGUAUUCCUCUUGUCAAGCCGCUCCUGAACAACAAACGUCAGAACCGUCAUUACCGGGGCUAAAAAAAACCAGACCUGGUCUGUUGCUCAGUGGUCCAAAGUCCUCUUUUCUGAUGAGAGCAACUUUUGCAUCUCAUUUGGAAACCAAGGACCCAGAGUCUGGAGGAAGAAUGGAGAGGCACACACUGCAAGAUGCUUGAAGUCCAGUGUGAAGGUUCCAAAGUCUGUGUUUAUUUUGGGAGCCAUGUCAUCUGCUGGUGUUGGUCCACUGUGCUUCACUAAGUCUAGGGUCAACGCAGUCGUCUACCAGGAGACUUUGGGGCACUUCAUGCUUCCUUCCGCAGACGAGCUUUAUGGGGAUGCUGACUUCAUUUUCCAGCAGGACUUGGCACCUGCCAAAAGCACCAAAGCCUGGUUCAAUGACUGUGGGAUUACUGUGCUUGAUUGGCCAGCAAACUCGCCUGACCUGAACCCCAUAGAGAAUCUAUGGGGCGUUGUCAAGAGAAAGAUGAGACAUGAGACCGAACAUUGCAGAAGAGCUGAAGGCCGUUAUUGAAGCAUCCUGGUCUUCCAUAACACCUCAACAGUGCCACAGGCUGAUACUGCCUCAAUGCGGCAUGGCGUGGAAGCUAACUGCUGCAAAAGGGGCCCAAACAAAGAACUGAGUCCAUAUGCAUGCUUAUACUUUUCAGAGGUCAGAUAUUCUAUGUACACUCCUUGUUUUAUUGAUUGCAUGUAAUAUUCUAAUUUACUGAGAUUGUGGAUUUGGGUUUUUCAUGAGCUGUAAGCCAUAAUCAUCGCACUUAUGACAAAUCACGCUUGAACUAUCUUGCUUUGCAUGUAAUGCGUCUAUCUCAUAUAUUAGUUUUCCCUUUUUACGUUGCAUUACUGAAAUAAAUGAACUUUUGCACAAUAUUCUAAUUUUUUGAGUAUCACCUGUAUUUGUGUGUCAGGAUAAGUGUCUGUAUCUGUGUGUGUGUCAGGGUCUAUAUCUGUGUGUAAGUGUGUGUGUAUAUGCAUCUGUGUUAGAUACACACCCUGACACACAUGCAGAUACACACACACACAGACAUGCAUUUACACAGACACACAGAUACAUAUACUGACAAACAUGCAGAUAUAUAUAUAUUAUAGAGAGAGACUGACACACUUCAGGAUACAUUCCCUGACACACCCUGAAACACAGAUACACACCUUGACACACACACACACAUAUAUAUAUAUAUAUAUAUACACAAUGACACAGAUACCCACACUGACAUACAGAUACAUACUGUAUCUGUAUGUCUGUAUCUGUCAGAGUAUGUAUCUGUUUCACUGUAUCUGCUUGUGUGCCAGUGUUUGUAUCUGUAUGUAUGUUUUUGUGUAUGUAAGUGGUUUUAUCUGUAUGUUUGUGUAUCAUUGUGUUUGUACAUCUGUACCUGUCUGUGUGUAUAUCUGCAUGUGUGCCAGUGUUUGCAUCUGUGUAUCUGCAGGUGUGUGUGUCUGGGGCAGAGGAGAAGCAGGGAGAGCCUAGAGCAGAGAAAAAGGGGUUAUGGAACAGAGAAAAACUUAUACAUUUGAAAUAAAUGCAACUAUAUUAAUUACAAACAUUUUGUUGAUGGGAGUGGUACAAUUUAUGGAAAUGGGCUGCCAAGGGGUACUCAAGUGAAAACUGGUUGGUAACCACUGCACUAGCGUAUUAAGUACAGAAUUAUAGCUCAUGUAAUUACAGAAACUUAAAGCAGAGGAACCACAUAUGAUGGUUUUCCUGCUCUGCCUGUCUCUCACAUCUCUGCAUCGAGGGCUAUGCCAAUAAUUGAUUGGUGUGGUGAAUAACAAUUUGUGUGUACUGUGACAUGUACACUGUAACUCUAUUAUUAUAUCAUGAGUACUUAAUGUGAUGUAAGCUUAAGCCACCACCAGGUGGUGCUGUUUAAACAUUUAUCAAAGAUUUCAAGCUGUGUCUUGCUAAUCACAUUGGGGUUCCAUUCGUUUUAAGAUCUGGCCUGAGAAUUGUUCUUAAUAGUAUGAAAACAUAAAUGUUUGGUAUAUUAUAAGAAAUAAGGAGUCCUUGGGGUCAUAUUAAACAAAUCUGACACUGUCACUGUGUUUUAUACCCAUGUAUGAUAGACCUGUUUAUUUCUGACCAUUACUAUUAAGUAAAAACACUAACACAUUAAGGUCAAACGGAAUUUGUUGAUGCUAAACGUCCCCAAGCUAACCAACAGAGGCGAUAACCAGGUACUGAGAGCGAGGUCGCAAUGUGACCCGUUUACAUUUAGAUUUGAGAAUUCUUUAUAUAAAUUUAGACCUAUUUAGUGGCUUUACCUUUUAGUAUGUUCUUAUUUUUGCAUUAACUGUGACAAGUAGGACGCCAUCUGCGAAUAUAUUACAGUAUCAGAUAAACAAAUGUAUUUCCUCUGUCACCCCACCCCCAUCAUUAAUCCAACGGCUGACAGAGCAUGGUGAGGAUGUAAUGCCAUCAUGUACAACUGUAAGAUGCGUAUCCCUGCUGUAGACUACGUGUUCCUGGGAGACUCUCUCUCCUCCGGUGUGUUUAUUUUAUUUUUAUUAGCAGUUAUUUACAUCUAACGAUGGCACUGUUGGUUUGCUGAAUAAUUAUUUGGCGUUUGUAUGUGUGUGUGUGUGUGUGUGUGUGUAUAUGCCAAAAUACCAGAGUAUUGCAGUAUGCAAUGAUACCUUUUUUUAUUUACCUUUUUUAUUGGACUAAUAUAAUAUUUCUGAGGACGAGAGGAAAUAUUAUGUUCAAUAAAAAAAGGUAUCAUUGCAUACUGCAAUACUCUAGGAUUUUGACAUCUUAUAUAAUCUAUAUAAGAUGCCAACGAUGAUGGAUUGUGGGAUUUGAUGAAAGAUAAUCAUGUUUGGGAGUAAAGCAGAGGGAUAAGUGCAGUGUAAAUGUGGGACAGUUAGUUGACCAGUGGGUUGUAGAGAACCUAAAACAGAGUUGGAACAUGAAAGAAAAACAUUAACCCCUUCAGGACACAAUUUCAGAAAUAAAAGGGAAUCAUGACGGAAUAUUUACGUCAUGUGUCCUUAAGGGGUUAAGUAGAAGAGCAUAUUAGUUUUGUAGUGGAGGGAGAACAUAGAGCUAUAGAAAGAAGCCAAGUCCUUUUAUGAAUUGAUCCUAGUUCUUGCUAGCUGAUGAUGUGCGACCUGUAAAUGCCCAAGCCACAUAAAUCCUCUGUGUACUCGUAAUGAACGGCUCCUAGCUAUUUAUCUGUUUGUAGAAGAACAAAAAGGAUGGAUAUCCAGCAGUUUUGGAGAACUUGAAUUUUGAAUGUUCGUAGUCAAAUUAGCAGUUAAAUGUAAAAUAAAACUCUUACUUGUUUUCUUCUACUCUACAAAACUAUAUUAUUUUGUUCCAACCAACAAUGGGAAGACAAUUCUGAGAGGCAUAGUUAAACGUUGAUUAACCCAAAUUGGGGAUCCCAGCUAUGGAUUGACGAACAGUUAUUUUCAUUACCCUGUAAAGUCAUUUCGGUGGGAUUUGUGGCUUUGGUCUGCAUAUUCCUUAUUAUAGUCUAGCAUACCCAUUUUCAAAAUAUCUUUUAUUAGCUAUUUUAUUCAAAUAGAUGUCAUUUUUGUAGCACCGUUUCCUUCAAGAUCUGACUGGUGUGGUCAGGUACAGCAGGAGUACAUUGCUGAUCUCCUGCUAUUUGAUGGGUGGCUGAAAUGUAAUCAUUUACAGAAGAGGUAUCUGCUUUGGUUUGUCAAGGUUUGUUAUAGACCGUAAUCCUUAGAAUUUGCCAUAUAAAUAAGAGUAAAACAGGAUUGGCUACAUUUUUGUUUAUGCCAAUGGCUGUCAAAGUGACUAGAGUUUUACCCAGCUGUUACUGUAAUUGUGGAAGUGUUGUGGAUAGGUUGGUUUUUCUAAUGUUUCAUGAAAUAUCAAAGGCAAACACAAAGCAGUGUUUGAUUGAAACCUGUAAAAAGAUUUUUAUUUUUUUAUCGGAUUCGUAGAGCUAGGUGUCAAAUUGUAGCCUUUAAAAAAAAAAAAGUUUAAAAAUUGCGAAGAGUAUAGAUCUUACAGAAAAGCAUAUUUUGUGCUGUAAUGUUUUUCUUCACUAAACAUAAUUGUUACAAGAAACUAACAUAAUUAGAAAUAAAUGGAUGAUGUGGAUCUCCGGUUGUAUUAUGCUGCUGUUUGAGUUGUUUGUUUAAUUUUCUCUUUGGGUGAAAUGUAUCAGUUGGUGGGACAUUCGUUCCUAAAACAUGUAUUAGCACUUGUCUUCAUUCUCAUGUUACUAAGUUACGUAGUAAGUGCUGAGAAUAUUCCCUAUUGCUCUGUCGAUUUCACUCUCUUGAUUUUGUUAUACUUUAACUUUACUCAAGAUCAGCUUGCGAUGACUGAGAUGUUUGUGAGUUUCUCAGUUGUUGCUUGGUUCAGCAUUCCAUGCGCAUGCAAUGGAAGAUGGCAUGGCAGCCUACAAGAGGCAACUAUCAAGCUUUAGUGAAUUAGUGGAACUGGUCUAAAAUUGGCAUCGAUAACUGGGUAACCACCAGAUAUUGCCAUGCACAGUGGCCAUUUCAGUCUGGUUUGAAUAGAACUUAUAGCGUUGCUGUCUUGUCAAGCAAGGAAUCUGAAAUGAUUUUGUUAUUGCAAAUCAAGCUGAACAUAUAUUGAACUACAAGAGAAACUAGCUGUUUUCGAAGGCUGUUUGAGGUUGAAAACUAUUUUAUUGACACUGCAGUCUAAACAUAGAAGAGAUAAGUUGUCUAAAAGGUUAUAUUGAUUUUUCUAAGAAAAUAACUAAGGCAAUAUUUGUUUUAACCCAUAUAAUCUAUGAAUACUGUUUUGCAAUUCUGAGUAAAUGAUGUUGCAUGUUGGCUAUACACAAACCCUCACGUAGUAGAUAAAAAAAAAAUUCAGAUCUACAAUCACUUGCGUUUCUUUCAUAUUCCUGGUCAUACGUGAUGCAAGCUGUGGGUGUGUGAGAGACCAGAUGUACAGUAGUGUAAGCGAGGCAUGUUUACAUGGUUAUAGGAAGCCAUGCAUCAAUGAUACACUAAUUUAAUGGAAAAAGAUGGUGGGAUUAAUGUGUAGUAAAGUCAAAUGAACUGGUGAGAUCUACUAUAAAAAGAGAGGAUGGGGUGAUAUUUUGAAGAUUAAUAAAUAGGCAUGUAUAGUAUAGUUUCUUCUACUUCUUACCAAAAACAUAAGACAAAAUAUGGACUACUUUGUCUCAUGUAUUUUUUUUUUUCUACGCUUGACACUACCAUCGAAAAGUUUCAAGACCAGUGCCAUCUGAAGGGAAUUUUGGGGAAUAUGACUUAAAUGUAUUUUUAGGUAGCAGUGGAUAAGUUCCUUUUCGUGUAGCAGUGUUUCUUAUAUAAACAAGCUUCAUUUUUUUUUUUUCAUUUUUUCUUUAGUGAAUGGAACAGUGAGAGAAGAACCCCUUAACCGCAAAACUGCAGAUGACAUUUUUCAACUUGUGCAGAAACUGGCCAACCAGUCUGGUCUAGACAUCAUCCGGAUACGCAAACCCUACCAUACAGACAACCCGAGUAUUCAGGGCCAGUGGCACCCGUUCACCAAUAAACCAUCAUCCCUUAAUGUAAAGACCUUUGAUGCAGUCAAUCCACAGACAAAGACUGCACCAUAG